This is a messenger RNA of Mizuhopecten yessoensis (Yesso scallop), 1097 nucleotides long. RefSeq names its product sulfotransferase family cytosolic 1B member 1-like. NCBI's taxonomy places the organism in Eukaryota, Metazoa, Mollusca, Bivalvia, Pectinida, Pectinidae. The coding region runs from base 79 to 993 and encodes 304 amino acids. The transcript is spliced from 6 exons. The record is from RefSeq and is a predicted model, not a curated record. Gene Ontology annotation, biological process: sulfation. Gene Ontology annotation, molecular function: sulfotransferase activity. Gene Ontology annotation, cellular component: cytoplasm.
CAGAAAAUCAUAUAACAACUACAAAUAUAUAGGUGACAGCAACAGUGAGUUAACAGUGCAUCAAAUUCCUGCAAGACCAUGUCGAAGAACGUGGACGAGGUAGCUGCCCUUCCAGGACACAGGUUGUAUAAAGACUACCUGAUACCCGUGUUUACACAAAUGCACGAGGAUAUCAACGACCAUAUGGAAAAAACCAAGAAUUUCAGUUCCCGGGAAACGGACGUUCUGAUCUGUACAUUUCCAAAGUCAGGAACAAACUGGAUAAAUGAAAUAGUUGGAAUGAUGGUGAAAGGUCGAGCCGAGUACAGCAAAUCCUAUAAACUAGUUGCCAUGUUGGAGAGGAUGUCUGACGUUACCAGCUUAUCAAACCUUCCGUCGGACUCCAUCAGGGUAUUAAACACCCAUCUUCCUUUCCCAGAUCUGCCCCGGAAACAUGUCGAGGGCGGGUACAAGAUAGUUCAUGUUGUGAGAAACCCUAAGGAUGUGGCAGUGUCUUAUUACAAUGACACUAUCAAGCGGAAACGAUGCCUACCGGAUGGCCAAGUCAUUACCCCACCAGAAUGGUCAGAGUGGCUAGAACGCUACUGUCGUCCUCCACACAAAUAUAGUGGGUGGUUCAACUACGAAAAAGGAUUCGAAUCGGCCAAAGACAUCGGCGCACUUCGGAGUGUUUUUACCAUCCAAUAUGAACAUCUCAAAAUGAACCCCCUGCCAAUACUAAAGAAUCUGGCCGCCUACCUGGGUGUGGACCUCGCCGAGCAUACUCUGAUGGCUAUCAACGACAAGUGUUCCUUCGCAAACAUGUCCACUGCUGGGGCUCGAGCUAAAGACAACGCGAUACGACAAAUGUCCAUUGAUGGUUCCAACUUCAUGUUUCGCAAAGGGAUCAUCGGAGAUUGGAAAAACUGGUUCACUGUAGCACAGAAUGAAACUUUUGAUAAAAUUAUCGAAACAGAGAUGAAGGACUCGUCAUUGAGAGUUGUUUACGAGUAAUAUGUGACUCAUUUUGAUGGUCACUGCAUUCCGAAUGUACAUGCAUUUACUUAACUGGUAUUUGGAAAUAUUCGACAAAGGGUUUUUUUGUAAAUAAAAAAGUA